AGAACUGUAGGAUGCUUCCAAUGACUGGACUGCGCCUUCAGUCUCCGCUCAGAACCAUCAGUGUUCUGCUCGUCCAUUUUCUCCUAGCACACUUUUGUAGAGGUCAGUCUCAGUUAAUUGGUUCGCCUCAGCCAAUAGUGGCAACAAUUGGUGAUGACAUCAUUUUGCCGUGUCAUCUGGAACCUGCUGUGGAUAUUACUGCCAAGACAUUGGAGUGGACGAGACCCGACCUGGAUCCCAGAUUUGUCUAUUUGUGGCGUGCUGGUCAGGACCAUGUAAAGGCUAAAAAUCCAGCCUAUAAAGGAAGGACAUUGUUCGCUGGUGAACUGAAGCAUGGAAACAUUUCACUGAAGCUCUCCAAAGUAAAACCUUCUGAUGAGGGGAGAUACAGAUGCUACAUUCCAGAUCUGACUAUAGACUCUUUCAUUGUGCUUGUUGUUGAUGCUGUGUCCCCACCUGUCAUCGAUUUAUCAGGGAUUGAAAGAAACAAAGGAGGACUGGAUCUACAGUGUGAGUCUAAAGGCUGGUAUCCAGAGCCUGAGGUGGUCUGGCUGGACGGUGAGGGAAACCUCCUCUCUGCUGGACCUACAGAGACAGUCAGAGGUCCUGAUGACCUCUAUACUGUCAGCAGCAGAGUGACUGUGGAGAAGAGACACAGCAACAACUUCACCUGUAGAGUCCAACAGAAGGACAUCAACCAGACCAGAGAGACACACAUCUUUAUUUCUGAUGAUUUCUUCGAGGUCCAGUCCAGUUCUUUUACUCUCACAGUUGGUCUGGCUGUUAGUUUGGCUGUUUGCAUCCUGCUUAUUCUGUUACUUGUCUUCUUUGUGUGGAAAUGGAGACAAAACAUAAUCAUAAACAAGAGAAGCCACAGGGGUAACAGUGAUAAAGGAGAGGAGAAGAAUUGCUCCAAAAGAAACAAAACUGAAGAUCAGAGAGAGACACUCAUGGCAGAUGGAACAGUGCAAAUGGAGGUUUUGAACAAGGGAAAAGGGAAAAAGAAGAACAAACAUCAGAAAACUGAGCAGCAGCUGAAGGAGGAGCAGCAGAGGAGGGAGGAAGCUGAGAAUAGAGUGAAGAGGGUCCUCACUCUAUUCUCAGAGGAGUUGGAGACGAGGAAGAAUGAGGUCAAACUCAAACAAUCUGAGCUGCAGCAGCUCCGUGAAGAGAAGCAGAAGAUCCAGAACAACCUGCAGACCCCGAAGGAAGAUCUGGAGAACAAACACGAAGAGCUGGAGACAAUCCAAGCCACACUAUCCCGGUGGCCUUUGAGGCGCAGGAAAAUAGAAGAGCAGAAGAAUAAAGCUGAGCAGGAAGUUGAGAGACUGAAGAAGCUGGAGACUCAUCAGAAGGAAUUAGACACCAAAAUCAAAGAGGUUGAAGACAAACAAGCUGAAGUCCAGCAGCUCCAGGAUGAGAUUCAGAGGAUGGUGGAGACCAACCUGCGGACCCUGAUGGAGAAUCUGGAGUCCAACAACAAGGAGUUUCAGUGGCCGUUGAUUUCCAGGCAGAGGUUCCAGGAUGAGCAGCAGAGGAGGGAAGAAGCUGAGAACAAAGUUCAGAUCCUGGAGGAGAAGUUGGAGGGAAAACAGGUUGAAAUCAGUCAGCUCCUGAAGGAGAAACAGAACAGGCAGAAGGACGUGAAGACCCUGAACAGUCAGUUGGAGACCCUGAACAAUCAGCUGAAGUGCAAGAACAAAGAUUGUAAACACAGUCAAACUUGUCUCUCUGUCCUUCCAGGUUGA
Molecule: messenger RNA, 1748 nt
Organism: Dicentrarchus labrax (European seabass)
Lineage: Eukaryota; Metazoa; Chordata; Actinopteri; Moronidae
Product: butyrophilin subfamily 2 member A1-like
Exons: 13
Coding region: 12-1748 (578 amino acids)
Source: RefSeq, a predicted model, not a curated record